AUGAAAAUGAAUAAGGAGAUAAAUUAAUUUAAAUGCUAUUUAAAUGAAGCUAACUAUAAUAAAUUUGUGGAUGAUAUUGUAUUAGAUAGGAUAUCUCGUGAAGCGAUUGGAAUAAAAAAUUACAUAAAAAACUCAAUUUUGAAUGAUAAAAAAAUUUUAGAGUAAUUAUUAUUAAAAGUUUAUGAUGAUUGGGAGAAAUAAUAACAGGUAGAAUUAAAAAGAAAAUAAAUAUUCACUUUAAUUAUUUUAAUGCUUCUUAAUUUAGUUAAAAGAAAUGAGAUGUUUGGGGGAUUUUAUACUAUAAAUAUGGAACAUCUUAAGAAAAGUCAAGAUAGACUUUGUUAGUAGAAGUUAUAUUGCAUAGAAAAUUAUAUUAAAUUAUUCUAUUAAAACAAAGAUAAGUUAGUAAAGUCUUCCUUUUCUAGCGAUGAAUAAGUUUAAUUUUAAGAUUAAAUUGUCAGAUUCAUAAAAAAUUAAGUUAAUUCUGAUGAAUAUAAAAAAAAAUUUGAUUCGUUUAAAAAGGAUGACUAAAUAAGCUAAUUAGCAAUAUAAAUUGAUAUAACUUAAAAGAAAAAUGAAGAUUAAGAUAAUUCAACUGUAGUAGAUUUUGCUGACUAGAAUAUAGGAGGAUUAGCAUUAAAUUGUCAUAAUUGUGCUUAAGAAGAAGUAUAUAAAUAUAUAUAUAUCUAGAUACUUAUGCUUAUUUUUCCAGAAGCGAUUACAUCUAUGAUUUUUAUUCCACCUAUGAAAAACAACGAAGCAGUUUUAAUUACAAAUUUAAAAAAAUAUUCAAGCUAUACUGGAUACGAGAAUAGUUUUAAAUAGAAAAUAUAAGAAGAUUUGAACUCAUUCUUUAAUAUGAUUGUAUUUAUUUAACAUAUUUAGGCUAUUGAUGCUUAACCAUUUAAUGGAAAUAAAGUAUAAUUUUAAUAAGAAAAUUUAUAACGAGAGCUUUUAAAAUGUUAUUCAGGUUUUUGUUUGGCAUUAAAAUGUUCUCCAGAGAAUGAGAUAUCAACAGGAAGAUGGGGUUGUGGAAUUUUUGGAGGAAAUCAAUAUUUAAAAAUAAUAAUAUAAAUGUCAUGUUUUGCAUAAGCAAACUACGAAGAAAUUAAUAGGUCUUAAUAAACAAAAAACAAAAAAUUAAUCAUUAAUUGUAACGAUAAUUAAGAUUUAUUUGAAUUUGGGUCUGGAUUAAAAACUUUGGAUAAAAAAUUAAAUUUAAGAAACUUAUAACAUUUAAUGAAAUAAUUGUAAACUUUUAAUUAUUAAAAUGAUCAGUAAUUGAAAAAUUUCAUUUUUGAUGUCUUAAAAUAAUAAGAUGAUUCCAUUUAAUAAAUAUAAUUAAAUGAUAAUUAUUAAAAUUAAUUGAAAGUAAAAUAAGAAAACCCUUAAAUAGUUUAGCAUUAACAAUAAUUGUAAACAGAUUAAAAAGGAUAAUAAAUACUUAUUAAAGAAAUCAAAAAGGAGGAUUAGAAACAGAAAAAAUAAUAAAAAUAUCAUUGA
This is a messenger RNA of Paramecium sonneborni, 1503 nucleotides long. Lineage: Eukaryota; Ciliophora; Oligohymenophorea; Peniculida; Parameciidae. The record is from the annotation of a GenBank genome assembly.